GCAAAGUCACCGAUUUCCUGUGUCUCCCGGCUCGAGUCUGCGCAGUAGAGUCGGAUCAGAGCAGGACUGACCUGUCGGAGAUGUUUAAUCUGCCUUUCUUUGACUUUAAUCUCAGCACUUCCUGGUAAACAAACCAUGGCAGCUCCGGAGGCUCCAGAGGAGAAGUUCAGUCUGCGGGAGGUGCUCGACACGUUCAAGCUGUGUCUGUCCGAGGAUAAAGAGGUCUAUGUCGAACACUACGUGGCUGGCUGGCGUGGACUCAUCAAGUUUCUCAACAGCUUGGGCAGCGUCUUCGGCUUCAUCUCCAAGGAUGCUGUCAACAAGAUCAAGAUCCUGGUCACACACCUGGAGGGCGAGAACAGCUCUGAGUACGUCACUGUCCAGUCCAUGGUUAAAUAUGAGCUGGAGAAUGAACUGGUGGACCUGAACAAGAGGGGGAACCACCCAGAGUCGGGCUGUCGUACUCUCCUGAGGCUCCACCGUGCUCUGAGGUGGCUGGAGCUCUUCCUGGAGCGUCUCCGGACCAGUGGCGAGGACGGAAAGACGUCCGUCAUGUGUGCCGAGGCCUACAAUGAGUCUCUCUCUCAGCAUCACCCGUGGGUGGUGCGUAAAGCUGCAGGCAUGGCGUUCUGCGUGCUGCCGGGGCGUCCGGCCUUCUUCGAGGUGAUGAACGUGGGAACCCCGGAGCAGGUCGUGGCCAUGUUGGGUGAUGCUCUGCCUCUCAUCUCUGAGGUGUACCAAGUCACAGAGGAACUGUACGCCCAACACAACCUGCUCGAUUUACCGUGAAGGGCUGUUAUUACAAGUUACAUGAGUACAACUCGUCUCUGCUGAAGGGCUGUCCAGCUCGCUACUACUCUUGUUUGGUGGUUCAAGUGUUUAAUAUAAAACUACUGUUGCAUGAUUAACUUUACUCUGUAAUGCACCUGUGAAUUAUCUUUUUAAUGCGUCUUGUGUUUGUUUACAGCGGGAGUCCAAAAGUCUCUCUCUGCUAACAGCUGGGACCAACUUCAUAUGUGGGGAUACAUUAAUCUGCAACUGUUUUGAGAAUCAAUAUUUUUUUUGUUUCAAGCAAAAGCACCAAACAUUUGAUGCCUUCAGGCUCUCUGUUUUUUCUCGCUCACAUCGCAGUAAAUUAAAAGUUUUUGGGUCUCUGAUUGGCAAAGUGGCUACUGAUUAAAAUAUUUGUUAGUUGCAGCUCGUUAUAGAACUGAUACUCUGAGAAAUGUUUGUCCAUUAGGUCAGAUGUUUGAUGUUCUCGUGUCAUAGUUAAUUCAGAUAUUAACACGUUUAUGCUCCUGUUACACAGUGGGAAUUACUGAUUAUCUAUCUAUCAUUUAGAUAAUCAGAGAUUGGAUGUUUUUUACCAGCUACAUAAAUUAUUACAGCCUUGUAGGAGAAAUGCAGACAAACAGCAGACCGCAGCCUUAAUGGCACACAGUUUAUAACAUACUCAAACAUGACGAGACAGAAGAGCUGUGGACGUGUUCACCAAAUAUAAAUACUACUAAUAAUGUUUUUACUUUAGAAAUGUUUUAUGAACCAAGUCAUGGACUUUUCAUUUAAUUUAUGAAUGAUGAAAUAUGUUAUUCUUUAUUUGAAGUGAACGUACUGUACUGCACAUAUUGUAAAUAUAUGUUACCAUUAAAUCAACAGAAUUUAUACAAUGUGUAGCUUAAUAAAUUAAAAAA
This is a messenger RNA of Larimichthys crocea (large yellow croaker), 1691 nucleotides long. RefSeq names its product ceramide-1-phosphate transfer protein (gene cptp). Gene Ontology annotation, molecular function: ceramide 1-phosphate binding; ceramide 1-phosphate transfer activity. Gene Ontology annotation, biological process: intermembrane lipid transfer; ceramide transport. NCBI's taxonomy places the organism in Eukaryota, Metazoa, Chordata, Actinopteri, Sciaenidae. The coding region runs from base 136 to 789 and encodes 217 amino acids. Gene Ontology annotation, cellular component: cytoplasm; cytosol; membrane. The record is from RefSeq and is a predicted model, not a curated record. The transcript is spliced from 3 exons.